CGACCGAGGGGGAGGCAGAAGUAAACUUCCACCUGCCCUGGAGCCGCCGCUGCGCCGGCAGGAGGAGGCGGGGGCGGAGGCGGAGGCAGGCGGGGCAGGCGAGGACCCGGCUCUGGCAGGCUCUGAGGGUCCGGCCGGGUGUAAUUCGCCCCUAAUCCCCGCCACGGCGGCGCUUCCCCGGCCGAGCCAUGUCUGCGGCUUCCCCGCCAUGCCGAGCCUAGCGGGGAGCGGGAGGACUGGCGGCCGGGAGGCGCACAAAAUGAAGACCCUGAUGCGCCACGGGCUGGCCGUCUGCUUGGCGCUCACCACCAUGUGCACCAGCUUGUUGCUCAUGUACGGCGGCAUCGGCGGCGGCGGUGGCCACCCGGAGCCGCGGCGGCAGCAGCAGCAGCAAGUGGCGGCGGUGCCCAGCCGCCCGCCGGAACGGGACCAGCACCAGCCGGCGCUCCCCGUCGGGGCCGGUCUUCUGGAGGGCUACAUCAGCGUCCUGGAGCACAAGCCUUUAAAAAUGCACUGCAAGAGUUGUGCGUUGGUAACCAGCUCUGGACACCUUCUGGGAAGUAAACAAGGUGACAGAAUCGACGAGACCGAGUGUGUAAUACGAAUGAACGAUGCACCUACUCGAGGUUACGGAAAAGAUGUUGGAAACAAAACGAGCGUUCGAGUCAUUGCACACUCCAGUAUUCAGAGGAUUUUGCGGAAUCGCAAUGAACUCUUAAAUAUGAGCCACGGUGCUGUGUUUAUCUUCUGGGGUCCCAGCAGCUACAUGAGGAGAGAUGGUAAAGGCUUGGUGUAUAAUAACCUCCAGCUGAUGAAUCAGAUACUGCCUCAAUUAAAAGCAUAUAUGAUUUCUCGCCACAAGAUGCUUCAAUUUGAUGACCUUUUUAAACGGGAAACUGGGAAAGACAGGAAGAUCUCCAACACUUGGCUUAGCACGGGCUGGUUCACAAUGACUAUCGCAUUAGAGCUCUGUGACAGGAUAAAUGUUUAUGGCAUGGUGCCACCGGAUUUCUGCAGGGAUCCUAAUCAUCUUUCAGUACCUUAUCAUUACUACGAACCUUUGGGACCUGAUGAAUGCACAAUGUACCUCUCCCACGAGCGGGGACGAAAGGGCAGUCAUCAUCGUUUCAUCACAGAGAAACGCGUGUUUGAGAACUGGGCGCGGACAUUCAACAUUCACUUUUUCCAACCAGACUGGAAACCAGAACCACUCACUGUAAAUCACCCUGAGGUUAAACCGGUGGUCUGAGGGAUGGAUGCACAAGAUGGGAAUCACAGUCACCUACUGUACCAGCCUUUGGGGUGCUGGAGCUGCUGGGACAGCGGGGCAGCCUAGAGGAGAAGAGAAACGGGAUUUGCAGCUGACAACUGCAGCAACAGUCAGGAAGUUCUGAUGAAGGAGAAGCGCAUAUCAAGAGUACUUAUGUCAAACUGUGCAUUAAUCCAGUAUAUCGCCUUUUGGGGCCACCUGACUUCCUGUAUGUGUAUGUGAUUUGUGAAGAAACUUGAGUAUCAUUAAUGGAUGGUUAACUCAUCAUGGUUUUUUAAAAUACAAUGCCACUGAAUUUUCAUAGUGAAAACUUACGGUAUUUAUUUAAUGGAGGUUUUUAUGCAACCUAGGCCAGUAUUUUUCUAAUUCACAGUUAUGUGGUUGUUUAUCUUUCAUAAUCUUUCAAAUCCAAAAUGAAUAUUGCUGAUGGUUUGAAAGGCCUAGCUUUUUAUUUAUAAAACUCGUUUGAAAAGUAUGAUUCUAUAUAGCAUGUAAUUAAUAUUUGAUCUGGAAAUGUUGCAUUUCUUUUAAAAAUUUUGGGCACUGUUCCAGCCUAAAGCCUUUAACAGCGAGAAUGGUCCCAUGUGCAGAUCUAGCUAACUUUACAUUCCGACAUCUCAUGUUAAUAUGAAAAUGAUAGUGAAAAUUCUGUUUGAUAUUAAUGUGCAUUUGCUGCUGUGCUAUCAAGCUGCUGUUUUCUAAUAAGAGGUGGGAGGAAGGAGGGCAAAGUUUAUCCAAAGAAGCCACUGGCUCCAGCAGCAUACUCUCAAUUCAGAGAACAGCAUAAGCCCGGAGGGUUGUGUUGCUGUUUUGCCUUUUGUGGUCCUGCAAGAGGCUGAAGGAGCAACGCAAACCAGGUAACAGCUGCUAGAAACAACACGACCAAAUUCCUGAAAUCAAGAAGUUACACUGCUAGGUACUACAAUACCAGCCAUACUAGCCAAGAAGAUCACAACGCAAAAAUCUCUGCCUUUCGCUGUCCCGAGAUCAUCGCUGAUCUCAGAGAUUUUGGACUGCACUGAAGUUGGGAUGUGAGGAGAGUUUCGUGAGUACAAAAUCAUCCCCUUUAAAAGAGCGAAGUUACACUCGUGGGUUUUUUGGUGAAGUACACGUGCAUGACGAGUCCCUGCUGACCAAGGGGACAGACAGUGCUAGUGCUGUAUAUGGAACCUCACAGUGUGAAUUACCGGGUUACAUUUGGCUUGUGAAUAAAGAAGAUUUCAGUAACAGUCUUAUUUUUCCUUUUGCCUCAAAAAUAUUGAAUCUCUCGUUUCCGUGAAGUAAUCAGUAGGGGUAACUAUUGCAUGAAACAUUAUACCUCAGGUGACAAAAGGUCUCUCUCAUUAGAUGCAUACUAAAGCUAGAACAAAGAUAUAACCUUAAAAGGUCUAAAUCCAAGAAGCUGAACUUCAGAGGUGAUAUGUAGAAUUGGCACCAAACUCACUUAAAACCCAUGGUCUUCCUCUUUCCAAAACUGGAUAGCAAUAGCUGGAGCUGUCCUACAGAUAACCCAGUUCUGGGGGGAAAGAAAGUGAUCUGCCCUGUCAGGGGGCAGAACAGUGUUACCCCUGUAACACUGCCCGGACCUCCAAGAGCCACUCGUCUUGCUGCAGCCCCCUCCCCACUAGCAGAGAGCAAGAAACUGUGACCUAUUAUGCCUUAAAGUUACCUUCCUGGCACACACCGCUCAGCAUACACACUGAAUGCAAAGCUCUAUUGCCAAUUCCUUGUAACCUGUCUCUUGUCAGCUGGUGUUUAACUCUUCCCCCUUUCAGUGACUGUUUUACUCCUUCUGCUUGAAUUCACAACAUUCUACAACGAACAGAAUGGAUUUUGAACUAAUGGAAAUGCAAAUAUCCCUUUCGGCAUGUGUCCUGGGGUGUGUAUCCAGCAUAUAUUGCUCAAAUUGAUGAACUCUGUCAAAUUGAUUUACAGAUCAUUUCUAAUGCGACUGCAGGAGAUGGCACAGAUUGCAGCAGGUCCUCUGAUGCCACCAUCCUUUUGUUAUUUUGUUAGUGAUACAAUAAUAAAAAGUUCUUUUCAUUCUAAA
This is a messenger RNA of Columba livia (rock pigeon), 3320 nucleotides long. It is a transcript of the gene ST6GALNAC5, whose product is annotated as ST6 N-acetylgalactosaminide alpha-2,6-sialyltransferase 5. Bases 209 to 1249 code for a protein of 346 amino acids. Gene Ontology annotation, biological process: oligosaccharide metabolic process; ganglioside biosynthetic process. Lineage: Eukaryota; Metazoa; Chordata; Aves; Columbiformes; Columbidae. The transcript has 5 exons. The record is from RefSeq and is a predicted model, not a curated record. Gene Ontology annotation, molecular function: alpha-N-acetylgalactosaminide alpha-2,6-sialyltransferase activity.